Molecule: messenger RNA, 600 nt
Organism: Sordaria macrospora k-hell
Lineage: Eukaryota; Fungi; Ascomycota; Sordariomycetes; Sordariales; Sordariaceae
Source: RefSeq, a predicted model, not a curated record
AUGACCACCAUGACCAGCAGGACCAUGCUCCCUCCCGCCCGCCAAAAGAUCGGCGUCUUCGGCAACUACCUCGCCCAGCAGGAAUUCAACACUCUUGUCCUUAAGGAAAAGGUCAUGUCGCUGUCCGGUGACAGCUUCGACAUCCGGAUGAAGGAAACAGGCCAGUCCAUCAUCAAGGUGCAGGGCGAGCUGAUCGGGUCCAAGAAGACGGCAACGGAUAGCGAAAGUGGCCAGCACCUGUGGACGCUGGGGAGGGAGUAUAUGCAUUUGCACACGACGUACACGCUUAAGGACGCGAGGGGCGCGACGGUGAUGGAGGUUCAGAUCCUCGGCGCCAAAGCCACAGCAACCAUCACCAACCCUGCCACAGGCAAGACCACCGUCCUCAAGCUGAAGGGCAACUUCCUCGACACCAGCAGUGAGAUCGUGGAUGAAAGUACAGGAACCGUCGUCGCCAUGAUCCGGCGCAAGCUGCUCAACUCCGGUGAACUGCUGUUCGGUCAGCAGACGUAUGAGGUGUCGGUGGCGCCCGGUGUGGACUUGGCUCUCAUCUCGGCGCUGUGCAUUUGCUUGGACGAGAUGAAGAACGAGAGCUCUUAG